Molecule: messenger RNA, 769 nt
Organism: Cherax quadricarinatus
Lineage: Eukaryota; Metazoa; Arthropoda; Malacostraca; Decapoda; Parastacidae
Source: RefSeq, a predicted model, not a curated record
CAUGGCGAGACUCCUGGUCAGCUGGCAAGCCCAGUGUUGGUUGAACCUGUGUUGUGAGUGUGUGUGUAUAACCCUGCUCGAAUGGCGAUGACUUUUGUGCUUUCUUAGUGUUAUCUGUGCUCAAAAUUUGGAUUACGUCUUCCGCCAUGUUACCCGCCGGCAAAGAAGGAGGAGGCAGCGGGUGGUGGUCAGGGUGUGGGCGGCCAGCCUCCGCCUCGCCCGUCUGGUCCACCAGGGUCGGCGUGUCUCGUAGCCAAGAGGUGGUCAUGAGGGAGAAGAAAGGCGGUGCAUUAAGUAAAGUUCAGAAACUCAAGAGACGUAUAUCAAACAGCUUCGGAAAAUUAGGACUCCGCCGUAAGAGAGCCAUCUCCAAGAACGAGGAUGACGAGAGCUUGUCAGUGUCGGGCAUGAAGAUCAACGGGUUCUCCGACGAAUACCUCGACCGGAUAGAACCCAACGGCAACAUCCCCGACAAGGACUGUGGGUGGGAGAGACUGGUGGACCACAGGGAGUCUCUCUCCCGGCAACUCUCCGUUUCCUCGGACUCCAAACUCCUAGACGAAGACAUCCGCAGCGAGCAGAAAGUCAUCAUGAGACCUAAAAAGCCUCCCAGACCCAAGUCUGAAGUCUACUUGUGUAAAGACACCCGCAAGUCUAAAAGAUUCUCCGCCUUUGGAGGUGACUCUCCGUUCGGGCGGACGGAAGCCUACUGAAGCGGGGACCAGCUGGGUGAGGGUUCCUACGCCACUGUCUACAAGGGCUACAGCAA